AUGGCAAGUGGGAGCCAGUACUGUACCAGAGAUGUGCUGCCAUUGACAGCCAUGGUGACCAUGGAGUGCACAAAUGUAGGCCUAAACACAUUAUACAAAGCAGCCACUCUCAUAGGGAUGAGCCCUCAUGUCUUUGUGGUUUACUCUUACGGUGUUGCUGCUCUUGUUCUCCUUCCUUCACCGUUCUUCUCUCACAGAUCAGGAGUGCUUCCUCCACUUAAUUUCUCCAUCCUAUGCAAAAUUGGUCUCCUUGGGCUGAUUGGGUGUACAUCUCAGAUCAUGGGAUUUACAGGCAUCAAUUAUGGUUCUCCAACUCUUGCUUCCGCCAUCAGCAACCUCGUUCCAGCUUUCACUUUCAUAUUUGCCCUCAUUUUCAGGAUGGAAAAGGUUGCAUUGAGAAGCUCAAGCAGUCGGGCAAAAGUGCUGGGCACAGUAAUAUCAAUCUCAGGUGCAUUUGUGGUGACUUUUUAUAAAGGACCAACACUCAUAUCAACUCCUUCACCUUCCAUAUCCCUUCAUAAUCGUCUAAGCUCAUCACAAUCUGGCUGGGUCUUAGGCAGUUUUUUUCUUACAACUGAGUAUAUUUUGGUUCCACUGUGGUACAUCGUUCAGGCGCAAAUCAUGAAAGAAUACCCGGCAGAAUUCACCGUGGUCUUCUUCUACAACUUAUGUGUGAGCAUCCUAGCAGCAAUUGUGGGUUUAAUUUCAGAACCCGACUCAAGUGCAUGGAAAAUCCGACUUGAUUUGGCAUUGGUCUCCAUUUUAUGCUCGGGUAUCUUUGGAUCGGGUCUGAACAAUACUGUCCAUACAUGGGCCAUUCGCUUGAAGGGACCUUUAUAUGUUUCAAUGUUCAAGCCAUUGUCAAUUGCCAUAGCAGUUGCCACGGGAGUCAUGUUCCUUGGUGAUACUCUCUAUCUUGGAAGUGUUAUAGGAGCAACAAUAAUCUCAGUUGGGUUUUAUACUGUUAUGUGGGGGAAAGCAAAAGAGGAAUUAGUGGAGGACAAUGAAACAAGUACUUUGGAGGAGUCAACCCAGAAAUAUCCCUUGUUGCAAAGCUAUAAAAAUGAAGAUAUGGAGUCCAGAUGA
Messenger RNA from Ilex paraguariensis (yerba mate), 1086 nucleotides. Lineage: Eukaryota; Viridiplantae; Streptophyta; Magnoliopsida; Aquifoliales; Aquifoliaceae. The record is from the annotation of a GenBank genome assembly.